Tigriopus californicus is the source of this 1384-nucleotide messenger RNA. RefSeq names its product probable isocitrate dehydrogenase [NAD] subunit alpha, mitochondrial (gene Idh3a). Gene Ontology annotation, cellular component: mitochondrion. Gene Ontology annotation, biological process: isocitrate metabolic process; tricarboxylic acid cycle. The record is from RefSeq and is a predicted model, not a curated record. NCBI's taxonomy places the organism in Eukaryota, Metazoa, Arthropoda, Copepoda, Harpacticoida, Harpacticidae. Bases 102 to 1187 code for a protein of 361 amino acids. Gene Ontology annotation, molecular function: magnesium ion binding; isocitrate dehydrogenase (NAD+) activity; NAD binding. The transcript is spliced from 2 exons.
AGGCCCUCGAUCGAGUAAGUCAAGUUCUCAACAAAUAGAACAGCGACUGAGUGAGUGAGAGCGUGACCCAUCUUGGAUCUAUCUGAUCGGCUGGAAACAACAUGUGGAACAAAGUGAGCGUGGCACCCCUUCGCCAUUGGCACGCCCUGGCCCAACCCAUUCGCCAUGCCUCGGGCAAUGUCCGGACGGUCACUUUGAUCCCUGGAGACGGUAUUGGACCCGAGAUUGCCGUGGCCGUUCAGAGGAUCUUUGAGGCGGCCGAGGCACCGAUUGCCUGGGAAGCCGUGGACGUCACUCCGGUCAAGAACCCCGAUGGCACGAUGGGCAUUCCCAAGGCGGCCAUUGACUCGGUCAACAAGAACCAAAUCGGCCUCAAGAGUCCGUUGAUGACGCCCGUGGGUAAAGGCUUCCGCUCGCUCAACUUGCAGCUCCGCAAAGAGUUCUCCUUGUACGCCAAUGUCCGUCCGUGCAAGUCCAUCGAAGGGUACAAGACCCUCUACGACGACGUGGAUCUGGUCACGAUCCGCGAGAACACUGAGGGCGAGUACUCGGGCAUUGAGCACGAGAUUGUGAGCGGUGUGGUGCAGAGCAUCAAGCUCAUCACCGAGAACGCCUCCCGUCGGGUGGCCGAAUUCGCCUUUGAAUAUGCCAAAAAUAACAACCGCAGUAAGGUCACGGCCGUCCACAAGGCCAACAUCAUGCGGAUGUCCGACGGGCUGUUUCUACGGUGUUGUCGCGAGGCGGCGGAAAAACACCCCGAGGUCAAGUUCGAGGAGAAGUAUUUGGACACGGUGUGCUUGAACAUGGUGCAGGAUCCCACCCAAUACGAUGUACUAGUCAUGCCCAACUUGUACGGAGACAUCAUCUCAGAUCUGUGCGCGGGUCUCAUCGGCGGGUUAGGCUUGACCCCGUCGGGCAACGUAGGCACGGGGGGUGCCAUUUUCGAGGCCGUUCACGGCACGGCCCCCGAUAUCGCGGGUCACGACAAGGCCAACCCCACCGCUCUCCUCCUCUCGUCGGUCAUGAUGUUGAGGUACAUGGACUUGUACGACCACGCCCAGCGCAUCGAGACGGCCUGUUUCGAGGUCAUCCGUGAAGGCCAGACCAUCACGGGCGAUUUAGGCGGGCAGGCCAAGUGCUCGGAGUACACGGACGCCAUCAUUCGAAAAUUGGAGGCGGGGCAAUAAGAACGCAAUAAAUAGGGUGUGUGCGCGAAACGGACGAUCUUUGGCCGCCAUAAGUGGUGGUGGAUGGGUUCCAAGAGAAAUGGGUGGAUUCAAAAUAUGAACUAUGGGUCUUUUUCGCAAAUCUAAUUACCAAAUAUAACUAGAUAGAUAUUAAACUUGAAUAGCUUCAAGAAUACAUUCUACCACGUCGUGCGUUA